Molecule: messenger RNA, 921 nt
Organism: Naegleria fowleri
Lineage: Eukaryota; Heterolobosea; Eutetramitea; Acrasida; Naegleriidae
Exons: 1
Coding region: 1-921 (306 amino acids)
Source: RefSeq, a predicted model, not a curated record
AUGUCCAACAAACAAUCGUCAUCAUCUACCUCAUCGGAAGGGUCUUCAUUCCAUGAAGAAGAUAGUUACCUUGCCAGAAUACUCUUCAAAACUCUCUUUGCUUCUCUUUUUGAUUCGUUUGAUUGUAACAAACAAAUUUUAGCAGCUGAAAAGGCAGCUGCUCAAGAUCCUUCCAACAAGCUCAAACAUAACAUUCUCACUUCAUUAUAUAAUACUUGCAUGGGAAAUUUGGUGAACAGAGAAUUCUAUGGUCCUCUUAAAACAUCAAAAGCCAUUCCGAAAUUUUACAAAGACUCUCCACAAACUAAUCAAAGUUUUGACUUGGACACACAACAACUCGAUCUUAUCACUGAUGAAAUUUUGAAAACAAAAGAGGAAUCGGAAACAAAGAACAAAAUGAACGAAUUAUUCGGAGGGGCUAAUCCCAAUAAUUUGGAGGAGAGUUUGAAAGAAAAACCUUCUCGAGCUGUGGGACUCUUUUUAGCAAGAAAUCAUCAAGCAAUUUCAUUGAUGGGCCAACGAAUGCAACAAUUGUUGCACCUUGAUCCAAAAGUUUCGCUUGAAAAGUGGUAUCAACUUUCACAGUUCAGUCGACAACAAUUUGGUUCAAAAAUUAACUUUAAUGUCAAAGAUUCAAAGCCAAUUAUUCUGGAAAAAGACUUGGCACAAAAGUUAAACACUCUUAUUAGAAAGGAAUGUUUACCAGAAUAUCAAUUAGACCAAUGGAAUGCAGGAGAUGGAGCUGUCAAUGAAAUGUGCUUUAGUACUUGUGCUGCAUCUGUCAUGUGUGCUGAACAAAUUCAAAAAUGUUUUGACAAAUCGGAUGGUGUGGAAUUUUAUAAUUGUUUAGUGACAGAUCCAGAUUUAUUGGCCUGUACCACAAAGGUAAUCAUGCCAAAUCUUGAGAUUCCGAAAAAGUAA